This is a messenger RNA of Ipomoea nil (Japanese morning glory), 966 nucleotides long. RefSeq lists its product as uncharacterized. Lineage: Eukaryota; Viridiplantae; Streptophyta; Magnoliopsida; Solanales; Convolvulaceae. The record is from RefSeq and is a predicted model, not a curated record. Bases 1 to 966 code for a protein of 321 amino acids. The transcript has a single exon.
AUGGGUAGGCAACCACCCAGACAUGAUCCAUUUUCUAAUACAUAUAAUCCAGGUUGGCGAAAUCACCCUAACUUCUCAUGGAGAGAUCAAGGUAAUGCAAGACCAAUGGGACCACCCGGAUUCCAGCAACAAGGACCAUCAGGAUUCCAGCAGCAGCAAUACAGACCUUUCCAGCAGCCACCUGCACCACAACAGUCUCAACUUCCUGCUCAGGAAAAAAAGCCUCAAUUGGAGGAGAUGUUUAUGCAAUACAUGGCUAGCCAGGACACGAUGAUGAAGAAAAUGGAUGCAAAGAUUGAUAAGGUUGCACAGUCUAACCAAGCAUCCAUUCAUAAUUUAGAAGUGCAAGUUGGUCAGUUGGCAAAAUUGGUUGCAGAAAAAGAUCGAGGUAAGUUUCCUAGUAACACUGAAAUAAACCCUAGGGAAGGAGCUAUGGCUGUCACAUUAAGAAGUGGUAAGAUAUUGAAUGAAAUUAUGAAAGAAAAUGAACCCACGAGGGUUGAGAAAGAGAGUGAUAAAGAAGAGGAUCAAGUGCCUAAAGAGAAUUCUAGUGAUCAAAACCUCAAUUCCUCUAUAGUAAAACCUUAUGUACCCCCCAUUCCAUAUCCACAAACGUUACAAAAGAGGAACCAGGACAAUAACUUUAAAAGAUUUUUGGAGGUUUUUAAAAAAUUGCAGAUUAAUAUUCCAUUUGCAGAAGCACUUGCUAAUAUGCCAUCUUAUGCCAAGUACAUUAAGGAAAUUGUGUCUAAUAAAAAGAAAUUGGAAGAGUUUGCUACUGUGCACCUAAAUGAGGAGUGUAGUGCUGUUUUGCAAAGCAAAUUACCUCCUAAGCUAAUGGAUCCAGGAAGUUUUUCUAUUCCUUGCACUAUUGGUAAUACUGUCAUUGAUAAAUGCUUAUGUGAUCUAGGUGCCAGUAUUAACCUUAUGCCUUUAACUCUUUUCAAUAAGUUGGAAAUAGCUUAA